AUGUCUAUGCUCGAUUCUAUGACACCCGGCUCCAGUCAUCACGCGAGCCUCGAUCAGCCAAUUACGUCUCAAACAGGAGCAAUGUCAAAAGAAAGCCAUGCUAUCCAAACUGCCUUCAAGGCAGGCAAAGAAUAUGUAGUCCCUUGGGACAGCCAAGAAGAACAACGUAUUGAACAAGCAAUGCAAGACCUCGGCACGUACCUCAGCGAUCUCGAUCACUCGCUCUCCUACGAGGGUACUGAUAAGAAAGUGGUAUGGCGCAAGUCCUGCUGGUUUGCCAGUCAGGGAAUUGGACAUCCUUUCCUGGACUCUGAGACCGAUAUUGCCAAAUUUGACGGUGAUCUCAAAGAUGGCCUUACGGGUCUUCAAGCGUUACAUGAUGCCAGAACUCGAGAAUCGGCGCAUUGUCUGAAGUCUGCGCUCGACAGUGCUUUGGUAACAACUAGUAUGGCUGUAGGCAUUGACCCUGAAUUGGUGCAGCGAUGUACGGUUCGCUAUCGUGCUAUCAAGUACACGCCCCAUGCUGGUGCUCCUGGUGGCAUUGGUCUUCAUCCAGAUGGCAAUCUUCUCUCUGCGCUCAUCACAAAUGGGCCAGGACUUCGGGUCUAUGACCUCGACGGAAGAGUGCGAUUUCCCGGACAUAAAGGCACCAUAAUGAUGGGUGGCUCAACGCUCUACCGCUGGGCCAAUGAGUUUAUCCCGACUUUUCACGAUGUUGACAUCAGUGGGAAUGAAGUCAAAGUCUCCAUCGUGGCUUUCUUCAACUUCCCUGACAUGGAGACAAUACCAAGGACUUUAAGGCAACAGGGAGACAGUUUCUUUCAUGAUAUUCGAAGGAUCAAGGAAGAUGACAAACUUCCAAGUGGGGAGCUGUCGGCGUUAUGGGAUGUUAUCAUUCAGAACCACCAGCUAUCUCUACCUCCAGUUAUUGCAAGUGGAUAA
Molecule: messenger RNA, 942 nt
Organism: Fusarium subglutinans
Lineage: Eukaryota; Fungi; Ascomycota; Sordariomycetes; Hypocreales; Nectriaceae
Product: nadph dehydrogenase 2
Exons: 2
Coding region: 1-942 (313 amino acids)
Source: RefSeq, a predicted model, not a curated record